Messenger RNA from Miscanthus lutarioriparius, 915 nucleotides. The record is from the annotation of a GenBank genome assembly. Lineage: Eukaryota; Viridiplantae; Streptophyta; Magnoliopsida; Poales; Poaceae.
AUGGCCGCCGGCGGUGCGGCGGGCGGUGAGCGGUGGAUGUCGUCGUCGGCAGCCAGCAAAGGAAGGCUAGAAGGGAAGAUUGCGCUAAUCACCGGAGGCGCGAGUGGGCUCGGCAAGGCGGCGGCCCAGGAGUUCAUCCAGGAGGGCGCGCAGGCCGUGAUCCUCGCCGACAUCAACUCCAAGCUGGGCCUCGAGACGGCUGACCAGCUGGGCCCAAACGCCCACUUCGUGCACUGCGACGUCGCCGCCGAGGACAGCGUCGCCGCGGCCGUGGACGCCGCCGUGGCGUUGCACGGCCGGCUGGACGUCAUGCUCAACAGCGCCGGCGUCGUGGGCCCGCUGUCCCCCGGCACGUCGCAGAUCGCCAGCCUCGACUUCGCGCAGUUCGACGCCGUCAUGUCCGUCAACGUGCGUGGGACGCUGGCGGGGAUCAAGCACGCCGCGCGCGUCAUGCUGCAGACGCCGGCGCCGGCCGCCGCGGGCGACGGUGCCGGCGGAGGGUCCAUCCUCUGCAUGGCCAGCAUCAGCGGCAUUCUCGGCGGGCUGGGCACGUACCCAUACUCGGUGUCCAAGUUCGCCAUCGCCGGGAUCGUCAAGGCCGCGGCGGGCGAGCUCUCGCGCCACGGCGUCCGCGUCAACUGCAUCUCGCCGUACGCGGUGCCCACGCCGAUGGUGGUGGAACAGUUCUCGGCGAUGCUGGGCGGAGCUGCCGACGAGGCGCAGGUGGCGGCCAUCAUCAGGGGGCUCGGGGACCUCAAGGGCGCCACCUGCGAGGCGGAGGACAUUGCCAGGGCCGCCGUGUACCUUGCCUCCGACGACGCCAAGUACGUGUCUGGGCACAACCUUGUGGUUGACGGCGGAUUCACGAGUUACAAGCACAUGAACCUGCCCUUCCCUACCAAGCCACAGGAGUGA